Molecule: messenger RNA, 1692 nt
Organism: Lacerta agilis (Sand lizard)
Lineage: Eukaryota; Metazoa; Chordata; Lepidosauria; Squamata; Lacertidae
Gene: POLD3
Product: DNA polymerase delta 3, accessory subunit
Exons: 12
Coding region: 85-1434 (449 amino acids)
Biological process (GO): nucleotide-excision repair, DNA gap filling; DNA synthesis involved in UV-damage excision repair; DNA replication
Cellular component (GO): delta DNA polymerase complex; nucleus
Molecular function (GO): DNA-directed DNA polymerase activity
Source: RefSeq, a predicted model, not a curated record
CGGUUUCCUUCGGCUCCACUCGGCGCCUGUGAGGGGGAAGUGAGCGAGUGGGGGCCUAAGUUGGCGCUGUCGACCUCGCCGGCCAUGGAGGACGAGCUGUACCUGGAGAACAUCGACGAGUUCGUCACGGACCAGAACAGAGUCGUAACAUACAAAUGGCUGAGCUAUACACUAGGUGUUCACGUCAACCAAGCUAAGCAGAUGUUGUAUGACUAUGUGGAAAGAAAGCGGAAGGAGAAUUCGGGAGCCCAGUUGCACGUCACCUAUUUAGUGGCUGGAAACCUUGUUCAGAAUGGACACACGUGCCACAAGGUUGCAAUAGUGAAAGAAGAAAAGCUGGAAGCAAUGAAGUCGAAGCUGUCCACCAUUGCCAGCGUUCACGUCUACAGCAUCCAGAAAGCCAUGCUCAAGGACAGCAGUCCGCUCUAUAACACGGACUACGAUGUCAUCAAAGCAAACCUGCAGAACUGCAGCAAGUUUAGUGCUAUUCACUGUGCUGCUGCAGUUGCCAGAACAGCUGCUGAAAUGUCUCGCGUCGAAACCCCGGCCCAGGUGGAUCGCCAGCCACCUAAUGGCGUGGAUAAAGCUGCUACUCCUGUGGUCAACGGCCAUGCCCCAAUCGCUUCUGCCAAGCAGACCUCCCAGCAGACCAAGGGCAUAAUGGGAAUGUUUGCGGCCAAGUCUUCCACCAAGUCCCAGGAGACCCCGAAAGAGACCAAAGUGGAAGCCAAAGAGCCGCCAAGUGCCUCCACAGCAAGUAGCAAGGCACCUGCCAAAGGAAAUCUGCUGAACAACUUCUUUGGAAAAGCUGCUCUGUGCAAAGCGAGUCCUGAACCCGAACAGCGAAAGGAAGAAAAAGCUGCAGCCAAGUCCCCAGUGGAACCCAGAUCGCUUCCGGGUGCACCAGAACGUGAGAAACCCAGCAAGAAAGCAGACCCUGCAAAAGGACAGCAGAAGGACAAAAAAAGAACAAAGAGGCUGGAGAUGUCAGACGAGGAGGAGAAAGAGGUUGAGAGCCUGAAAAGAAAGAGGCGUCGGAUCAAACAGCCUGAACCCAACAGCAGCGAUGACGAGGAUGUCCCAGCAUCGCCUGUAACUCCUGAAGCGAAAGACCUUUCUCCUGAGCCAGACCCGAACCCAGAGCCUCAUCCUCUGCCCAUGGAGGCAUCGGCAGGAGAGAAAAAACGGAAGCGGAAGCGGGUGCUGAAGUCCAAGACGUUUGUCGAUGAGGAAGGCUGCAUAGUGACCGAAAAGGUUUACGAGAGCGAGUCCUGCACAGACAGCGAAGGCGACUUCCGCUCCAAGCCCUCCGUGGCUCGCAAGCCGCCUGCCGGGGCUGCCAAGAAGGAGCCCAAGGAGGAGAAGAGAGGCGCAAAGAGAGUCACCAAGGCCAACAAGCAGGCCUCCAUCAUGGGCUUCUUCCAGAAGAAAUGAGCUCCAGCCACUGCUCUGACGCAGAAGCUGCGUCAGAGCAGGCCACCACCCUUUUCGAGGCACAAAUACUUACCGUGUAAGUGGGCUUCCUCCGGAACCAGGAAGCGAGAUUCGCCACACGUGGGAGCCCUUUCGGUGCCAAAACUGCUUAGAAAGCAGCCACUGGAGGCAACAGAUUCGCUGUUUGAGAAUCAAAUUAAUUUGCUUUGUGCGGGCCUGUUAAAUAUAUAUCUCUAUAUGUAAAGGCCAGUUGUUUCU